This is a messenger RNA of Bathycoccus prasinos, 894 nucleotides long. RefSeq lists its product with no specific name. The record is from RefSeq and is a predicted model, not a curated record. The coding region runs from base 1 to 894 and encodes 297 amino acids. The transcript has a single exon. Lineage: Eukaryota; Viridiplantae; Chlorophyta; Mamiellophyceae; Mamiellales; Bathycoccaceae. Gene Ontology annotation, cellular component: membrane. Gene Ontology annotation, biological process: cytochrome complex assembly.
AUGGUUGAUAAUACUAAUGAAAUCGCGAACGUGGCAGAUGCGGUGUUGUCGAAAUCGCUGUUCGACGUGACGUCUGGAUUGGAUGCAUUCGUGAGCGGGGCGUUAGGAGGAGGAGGGGGGGAAAUAAUAGCGAAUAAUAGUGGUAGUGUGUUUAGCAAUGUGACAUCAUCAGCAUCAGCGCACGCUUCUCCGACGACGUUUGUGUUGGUAUUUGUCGCUGGAUUAGUGACGAGUUUGUCGCCGUGUACGCUGUCCGUGUUGCCGUUGACGUUGGGGUACAUCGGAGGGUACGCGUCAUCAUCGCUGAAAGAAAACGAGGAAGAAAACGAAGACGCGAAGAAAUCGGCGAUGCGCGUGAAUGCGAUAGCGUUUGCGGUUGGAUUAGCCUCCGCGUUCGCUUUAUUUGGCGUCUUUGCGGCGACGGCGGGGAAAGCGUUUGGGCAAAUUGGCGUCGUCGCGCCGAUUUCCGUCGCCGUCUUAGCCAUCGUCAUGGGAUUGAACUUACUCGGCGAAGUCCAACUGAGAUUUCCUUCGUUUGGAAGCAACUUUGACCCGAGAUCGUUGAAUUUGCCGCCGUUUUUAACCUCCUUCGUCGCCGGCGCGACGUUCGCGUUAGCGGCGAGCCCGUGCGCCACGCCGGUACUCUCCACGCUCCUCGCCUACGUCGCCGCGAGUUCCAACAACGUCCUCUCCGGUGGAUUUCUGCUCUUUUCGUAUACCUUAGGAUAUUCAGCGCCGUUAUUACUCGCCGCGAGCGCGGCUGGAAACAUUAAAAGUGUCAUGGGAGUGCGCGAGAAAACGGCCUGGGUCACGCCGGCGAGCGGAUUUUUGCUCGUCGCCGGCGGAUGGUACGCCUUGUUAGGAAGAGUCGUCCCGAUGAUUCUCGGCGCGUAA